AUGCAUAUGCUUAUUCACACACGGGACAAACCUUAUGUGUGUGAAGUGUGUAAGAAGCCGUUUAGACGUAAGUUUACUUUAAACAAACAUAUGCGUAUUCAUACAGGUGAAAGACCUUAUGUGUGUGAAGUAUGUACGAAGGCAUUUAGUCAAAAGUGUAGCUUAAGUGAACAUAUGCUUAUUCACACAGGAGAGAAACCUUAUAUGUGUGAAGUGUGUAAUAAGUUUUUCAGAAGAAAGUAUCAUUUAAAGAAGCAUAUGAUUAGUCACACAGGAGACAAACCUUAUGUGUGUGAAGUAUGUAUGAUAUCAUUUAGUCGUAACAGUAGUUUAAAUGAGCAUAUACUUAUUCACACAGGAGAGAAACCGUAUGCAUGUAAAGUAUGCAAGAAGUCAUUUCGUCAGACGCGUUGUUUAAAUUAUCAUAUGCUUAUUCACACAGAAGAGAAACCUUAUGUAUGUGAAGUAUGUAUGAAAUCAUUUAGUCGUAACAGUAGUUUAAAUGAGCAUAUACUUAUUCACACAGGAGCAAAACCUUAUUUGUGUAAAUUAUGUAAGAAGGCAUUUAAUCAAAAGGGUGCUUUGAACAAGCAUAUGCGUAUUCACACAGGAGAGAAACCUUAUGUGUGUGAAGUGUGUGCAAAGUCAUUUAGUCUAGGAGGUAAUUUAAAGAAGCAUAUGCUUAUUCAUGCUGGGAGAUAA
Stegodyphus dumicola is the source of this 702-nucleotide messenger RNA. Its product is annotated as zinc finger protein 431-like. The record is from RefSeq and is a predicted model, not a curated record. NCBI's taxonomy places the organism in Eukaryota, Metazoa, Arthropoda, Arachnida, Araneae, Eresidae.